This is a messenger RNA of Pseudogymnoascus destructans, 2456 nucleotides long. RefSeq names its product Eisosome core component (gene PIL1). The record is from RefSeq and is a predicted model, not a curated record. Gene Ontology annotation, biological process: endocytosis; eisosome assembly; negative regulation of protein kinase activity. Gene Ontology annotation, molecular function: lipid binding. The transcript is spliced from 4 exons. The coding region runs from base 325 to 1395 and encodes 356 amino acids. Lineage: Eukaryota; Fungi; Ascomycota; Leotiomycetes; Thelebolales; Thelebolaceae. Gene Ontology annotation, cellular component: eisosome filament; plasma membrane.
CCCCCGUCCCCCCCUCACCCUUCUGCUUUCUGUCUUUCGCCUUCUUCUUGACGCUUUAGCCUGAAAGUCAACUAAAGUCACUCCACCCUUGAUCAAAUCCUCAGCCCAGACUCUCUUCUCUCCUCCUCCUUCUCCGUCUCCGUCUCCUUCUCCUUCUCCUCCUUCUUUCUCCUCUCCUUCUCCUUCUCCUCCUUCCCCCUCCUUCUCCUCCUUCUCCUUCUUUUUGAGAUCUUGCUACCUUCUACUAUCAAUCCAACGACUGAUACAUAAUCCGUCCAUAAUAAGCACAUCCUCGCUGUCAACAAACUUGUCAAUCAACAGACAAUGCAUCGUACAUAUUCCCUGCGGCAGUCUCGCGCUCCGACGGCGUCGCAGCUCCAGAACCCACCGCCUCCACCAUCGACAACCAAGUCGGGGCGCAUUUUUGGCCGGGGCGGCAUUGGCCAUGGAUUGAGGAAGCAUGCUGCUGGCUUCGGUAGCACCGAGCUGAGCAAGAAGCUCGCCCAGCUCGUGAAGAUGGAGAAGAACGUUAUGAGGAGCAUGGAGCUCGUCGGCAGAGAGCGCAUGGAAGUUGCUCAACAAUUGUCGAUCUGGGGUGAGGGGUGCGACGAUGACGUAUCCGAUGUGACCGACAAGCUUGGUGUGCUGCUCUACGAAAUGGGUGAGCUCGAGGACUCCUACGUUGACCAGUACGAUCAAUACCGCGUCACCAUCAAGAGCAUCCGCAACAUUGAGUCGUCGGUGCAGCCAAGCAGAGACCGCAAGCAGAAGAUCAUAGACCAAAUCGCGCAACUAAAAUACAAGGAGCCCAACUCCCCCCGAAUUGUUAUCCUCGAGCAGGAGCUUGUCCGCGCCGAAGCCGAGUCGCUCGUCGCCGAGGCCCAGCUCUCGAACAUCACCCGCGAGAAGAUCAAGGCAGCAUUCAACUACCAAUUCAAUGCCCUCCGCGAGCACAGCGAGAAGCUAGCCACCAUCGCUGGUUACGGAAAGCACUUAUUGGAGCUGAUUGACGACACCCCAGUCACCCCUGGCGAGACCAGAGCUGCAUACGAUGGUUACGAGGCCAGCAAGGCCAUCAUCCAAGACUGUGAGGAUGCCCUCACCAACUGGGUCGACUCCAAGGCUGCUGUCAACGCAAAGCUAUCCAGCCGCGCACGCACCCUGUCCCAGCGCCGCCGAAACAACAUCGCCCGUAACGCAGAGGGCCAGGACCUUUCUGGCCAAGACAGCUCAUACAAGGACCGCGAGCCUGGCAUGUGGGUCCCAGCUAGCGCGCACCAGGGCGUCGAUGAUUAUGAUGAUGAGGAGGACGAGGACAGGCACUCUGUGCAGGAGAGUGAGAUUCUCAACGGCGAGAGCAGAGGUCGUCUGCACGAGGCCUCGGUUGAAGCCUAAGGGCGCCGGGGUUGGAAUGGCCUUUCUUUGGUGUUUGACGAGUUGGGAGUUUUGCGGGAAACUUGAUCCCGGAAUCUCAUUGCUUUCUUUUCUUUUCUUAUACAACAUGUGUUUCGCAACGACCCGAUGUUAAUAAAAUAAUAUGUUGUUUAUACUUUGCUUUGAGUUUCCGAAAAUGUUAGCCUUGUAUUCAUAACUUGUGUUUCUAAACCGUAGGCCUGAUGCAACCCUGAAGAUUCAGUGCCCACUUAUAUCCGUAGGUUCUCGUUGCCAGCCAGGUGUCUUAUCGUCCGGGCUUUUGCAACGGCAUCCUGCACAGCGUUCGGCUUAUAUACCCUUCGCAUAUGCCCGUUCAUUUCCAUUCCCAAUUCGUCGUGUACGAAUCGAAUAUUCCGUGCUAUCCAUAACCACCUAGUAAAAGUACAUGUGAAUCCCACAAUAGCCAGAGCGGGGUGCUAUACGGCUUCUGACGCCGUUGUUGUAGUAGUUCCAGUCUGCGAUUUCAGCAUAUUGCCCGACCACGACCCCGUGGAUUUCAUCUGCGACGCGAAUUGUUCGAGCUCGACCUUCGUGAUAUGCUCGCCCGGCACAACGACCAGACCCAGAUAGCGGGAUGUCAUUUCCAACGUGACCGAGCCAGUACCGGAAGUUUGUGGAAGGGACGAUUCUGAGGGUAGGCGGUAUUCGUAGGUACGUGCGAGGAUCAUAUUGCGAUCCUAUCCCGUCACUGUUAGCUGCGGGGUGUUUGAAAUGUGCAGUAGGGAGGAGGGGGAAAUGGCUACCGAAUCUGUGCAUUUGAACUCGCCGAGGAACAUUCGCUUGUCAGUCGUUGUGACACGAAGGCUCUUGUUUAAAAGGCCAUUGAGAUAAUCCUUUGCCUCGGCGUUCGUAGUCGCCAUCUUGCUCUGCAGUUGAUGUCAAAAUUUUAGUCGUCCACCUUAGUGACAAGACGCUGAUAUCCAUGGCGAUACUGAUAACGAUAAGGGCGUUGGAUAACUCACGUGACUUCGCGUUAAGUACGUCACGAAUACCCAAUGACUCGUCGAGAAGGCGAAUGGAUG